AUGGCGAAACGUUUCAGGCUCCGGAUAUCCAGAGUCAUACCUUCCUUCCAAUCCUGCCGUUCAAAAGACCCCUCCUCUCUCCCUUCCAAUCCCGUCCCUUCAUUUCUCCGACCAUCCCCCUCACUCAACCACCACCUCUCCACCCCACCUUCCAAACCCCACUACUCAUCCUCCAUCAAACGCCACGUCUCCUCCGCAUUCGGCUGCGGCUUCGGAACCAAACCAACCCUAUCCGACGACGAUAACGGAUCACUGCCGCCGGAGGUAUUUGAGUGGGAAAGAGAGGACAAGUGGCACGUGGUUGCCAUGGUGGACGAAGACAAAACCCCACGUCGCAAAAUCUACACUUCCUCGGCCUCCGCUGACUCCGAACGCGACGACGCCGUUUCACUUUCGUUUUCUCCUCCUCCACCACCGCCUCCGUCCUCGGCGGAGAAGAAGAAAAAACAAAGACUGAGGAAAAAGAAAACAACGACGAGCCGUAUGAUCCGCUUCAGCACCUCCUCUGCCGAGAGCGGACUCUUCAGCGACGAAGAUGAAGAAAACGAAACCCUAUUCUCCUUCUCCACAGACUCCUCCGCCGAUAUAUUCACGCGCCACCUGGCAACCAUCCGCGAGACGCCCCCUAGGAGGAGGAAGAAGAUCAAGAGUAAAGCUAAACGCAGCGUUUCAAGGACGAGUGGUGAGUUUGAGUCCCCUAGGCUGUCGGUGUUUCAGAGGCUGAUACCGUGCAGCGUCGACGGGAAGGUCAGGGAGAGUUUCGCGGUGGUGAAGAAGUCGGAGGAUCCUUACGAGGACUUCAAGAGGUCGAUGAUGGAAAUGAUAUUGGAGAAGCAGAUGUUUCAUGAGAAAGAACUAGAGCAGUUGCUUCACUGCUUCUUGUCUUUGAAUGCGAGGGAGCACCAUAGGGUUAUUGUGCAGGCUUUCUCUGAGAUUUGGGAGGGUUUGUUCUGUGGUAGUGCAAGGUCGUCAGGAGCUAGAGUUUCUAGAGCUCUUUAG
This is a messenger RNA of Fragaria vesca subsp. vesca, 999 nucleotides long. RefSeq lists its product as uncharacterized. Gene Ontology annotation, biological process: negative regulation of DNA-templated transcription. The coding region runs from base 1 to 999 and encodes 332 amino acids. The record is from RefSeq and is a predicted model, not a curated record. The transcript has a single exon. NCBI's taxonomy places the organism in Eukaryota, Viridiplantae, Streptophyta, Magnoliopsida, Rosales, Rosaceae.